CAAAACCCCAUUUACUACAAAAAUACCGACGCGCGCUUGUCCGGUACCAUUUACCACUUUGCUUGGUACCCGGGCGGCUUGUUGCGCGUUCUUCAGUGUCAACUCUUACAUCAUUCACUAUGUGACCUAAGCCGGAAGAAAAAACCGGGAGAAAGUGGUCGCGUGUUCCUGUACAAGCCGAAAAAAUCAUCAUGAAAAGUUUAACGGGUUUGUCCAUUUUUCUAGCGUGUUUGGUCAGUUUCGGACAGGGACAGUUGUCCUUUGAUAUCAGAGUGCCUCGAGUCGCUGACAUUCUAAAUAGAGUGUCCAAUACGACUUUCGGCAUUAUUAGAGGCAGUGUCAACUUCGUAGGCAGAGCAGUCGAUCGAGUGAUCAACACUUUUGGCCGCGUUGAGGACCGAUUGAGAGCUCUAUUGGAGGAGUUUCGAGGCAUCAUCCUCAGAGGCAUCCCGGAGCUGAACAUUCCAGUGCUGGAUCCUUUGCAUGUGAAUAAAGUCGAUUUCGAUGUCAACCAUGAAGCUGCCAGAUUAAAAGGGAAAGCCGAGAACCUGACAAUCAAGCACAUAUCGAAAUUUCAGGUGGACAAAGAGCGGUUUACCGAUUUGGGCCAGUUUAGGUUUAAAUUGGAUUUAAACCUGACGUUCCCCUACAUCAAGGUGACCGGGAAUUACAAAAUUGAUGGAAAAGUCGGCAGAGGCUUUGUUAUUUAUGGGGAUGGUCCAUUUUGGUUAAACAUGCAAGAUUUAAAGCUGGGAACCUCCACAAUCCUAAAAUUCACUCUCCCGGCCAAACUGAGAGUGGAAAAGCUGAGUAUAGACAUUAAACUGGGCAAGUUGGAGAACCAAUUCGACAAUCUACUCAAAGACAAAGAGACUGGAGAUGUAAUCAACAAGGUGAUUUCCCGCAUGGCGCCAGAAGCUCUGGAUAUUCUUUGGCCGGAAAUCAAACCUUCGGUAGAAGAACAAAUUAAAAAGUACAUCAACAGGAUCCUGGAAAAUGCCACCAUCGUGAACUUUGCGAAGCGAUUGUUCAACGUGAUAGUUUAGCUGGAAUUUUGAUGGCUUUUCGACGAAACCAACCCAAGAAAAUCCAUCAACGGUGUCAAGAACAGUGCCAAAAAAAACGUGCGGUUAAACUCGUGCUCCAU
This is a messenger RNA of Dendroctonus ponderosae (mountain pine beetle), 1147 nucleotides long. RefSeq lists its product as uncharacterized. The record is from RefSeq and is a predicted model, not a curated record. Bases 192 to 1046 code for a protein of 284 amino acids. The transcript is spliced from 7 exons. Lineage: Eukaryota; Metazoa; Arthropoda; Insecta; Coleoptera; Curculionidae.